This is a messenger RNA of Opisthocomus hoazin, 940 nucleotides long. NCBI's taxonomy places the organism in Eukaryota, Metazoa, Chordata, Aves, Opisthocomiformes, Opisthocomidae. The record is from RefSeq and is a predicted model, not a curated record.
AUGCUGACGUCGCAGCCCUGGGAGCGCAGCGAGGCCGCAUCCCUCACAGGCGCUUUGCCGGGCCACAGCACGUCUCCAGACCUCGUAUCUCCCCUGUGCCACGCUGCCAGCCCCAUUAUCCCUGGCCAUGCAAGAAGGGCAGCACUGUAUGCCCCCCCAGCGGAGAGGAAGCGGUUUUACCAGAACGUGAGCAUCUCUCAAGGAGAAGGAGGCUUUGAAAUAAACCUGGACCACCGAAAGCUGAAAACACCCCAGGCCAAGCUCUUCAAUGUCCCCAGUGAGGCCUUGGCCAUUGCGGUGGCAACAGAGUGGGACUCCCAGAAAGACACCAUCCAGUUCUACACCAUGCACCUGACCACGCUGUGCAACACGGCGCUGGAUAAUCCCACGCAGCGAAACAAAGCGCAGCUGAUCCGCGCGGCUGUGAAGUUCCUGGAGACUGACACUGUCUGCUAUCGUGUGGAGGAGCCGGCUGCCUUGGCAGAGCUGCAGAAGAACGAAUGGGAUCCCAUUGUCGCCUGGGCUGAGAAAAGGUACAACGUGGCGAUCGGCUCCUCGACCAGCAUCCUGGGACCAAACAUCCCAGCCAGCACCAAGGAGACCUUCGUCAGCCAUCUGGCGUCCUACAACAUGUGGGCCCUGCAAGGUAUAGAAUAUGUAAUCACCCAGCUGAAAUCUCUGAUUCUGUCCAUGGGGCUGAUUGACAGGCACAUUACAGUAGAGAAAGCCGUGCUUCUGUCUCGCCUGGAGGAAGAAUACCAGAUUCAGCGGUGGGGCAACGUGGAGUGGGCCCACGACUACGAUCUGUGCGAGCUGCGUGCUCGCGCGGCAGCUGGGACUCUCUUUGUUCACCUCUGUUCGGAGAGCUCGACGGUAAAACACAAGCUGCUGCAGGACUGAGGCUGCUGGGCCAGGCGCGGGAGGAGAAUACCCAGCUGUG